AUGCAUUUGCAUUUGUUGUCAAUUGAUGAAAGCUAUGUAAACUGCAUUGAGAAAGGACCUCAUGUUCCCAUGAAGAUCUGUACCAGUAUUGGAGCUGAUGGUGAAGACAUGGUAGGCAAAAUGAUUCCCAAACCUAUCCAUGAAUUUUCUCAAGAAGACACUGAAGAAGUACACAAGAAUAAGAAAACCAUGAACCUUUUGUUUAAUGGUUUGGAUCAAGAAAUGAUUGAUAGUGUCAUCAGUUGCACAAGUGCCAAAGAAGUUUGGGACACCAUCAGGACCAUCUGUAAAAGAAAUGAGCAAGUAAGAGAAAACAAAAAGCAGUUGUUGAUUCAACAAUAUGAGUCAUUCCAUUUCAAGGCUGGUGAAAUCUCUCUUAGAAACACUCAAAAAUUUAAAGAUUAUACUCUUGAGAGAUUGUAUGGAACCUUGAAAACUUAUGAGCUUGAAAUGGAGCAAGAUGAAGAGAUAGAAAAGAGUCAAAAGGAAGGACAUUCAUCUAUGGCUCUGGUUGCAUCUCUUGACAACUCUGUCAAGGAUAAAGGAAAAUCUCAAGUUGAAGAAACUGAGAAGUUGGUCAAAGAAGAAAGCACAGAAUCAAGCAAAGGAAAAGGAAAAGCAAAAGAUACAACUGAUUCUGGUGAAGAAAAAAGAGCAUUCAUUACAAAGGAUGAUUGGGUAGCUGAGGAUGAUUCUGAUGAAGAAGAGGAGUUUGUCAAUCUUGCACUAAUGGCCAACUCCACAGAUCAAGAGGAAAGCACUGGAAAUAGUAGUCAGGCAUUUACCACUAACUUAGUUGAGUUAACUAAAGAUGAAUGCAAUGCUACUAUAAAUGAAAUAUCUACAGAAUUGUAUCAUUUGCAUGUUUCUUUAAAGUCUCACACUAAGGAAAACAGUAGAAUUAAGGAAGCUAAUACCUUUCUUAGUGACGGAAACAGUGCUUUAGAAGCUCAAUUUAUUGAGUUGGAGAAACUAAAAAUUGAGUGUCAGACAGCCAAAGAUGAGAGUAAUUCUUCUGAGACAAGUGAGAGUGUGAACAACACUCACAAUUCUAGUAGUAAGACUAAGAAGAAAUUGGAUGCUAUUGAGUCUAAAUCAGAAGAGACUAAAAAGAAAAAGGGAAAUAGGAAUGGUAAUAUUAGAGUCAAUAAGCACACUAAUUACACUCCCAAUGCUAGUGCUCCUAGGAAAACUUGCAGUAAAUGUGGUAGUGUCAAUCACUUGUCUGCUAAUUGUAAAACUGUGUUUGCUCCUAGUUCAUCCAUGCCUAUUUCAAUGCCAUCUGUUCCUCACAUGAAAUUAUCUGCUAUGAACAUGAUGCCUGGUUUAUUGCCUCACAAUCCAUACUCUCAGACUAGCAUGCCAUAUAUGUUCAAUCCAUAUUUCAAUGCUUUUAAUAUGCCUCAAUUCCAUUCAAACUUGCAUGGUAUUAACAAUGGAAACCAUAAGAAGAAUUUAUGGUACUUAGAUAGUGGAUACUCCAGGAACAUGACUGGUGAUUCUUCCCUGCUCACACAGUUUGGAGAGAAAGCUGGCCCUAGCAUUACCUUUGGAGAUGACAACAAAAGAUAUACUAUGGGAUAUGGCUUGAUAGCAAAAGAGAAUGUCAUCAUAGAUGAAGUUGCAUUGGUGUCUGGUCUUAAGCAUAAUUUUCUUAGUAUCAGCCAACUUUGUGACAAAGGAUACAAGAUCAAUUUCACUCUUGCAGCCUGUGUUGUCACCAAAGGAGAUGACAACAAUGUGUACUAA
Daucus carota subsp. sativus is the source of this 1749-nucleotide messenger RNA. RefSeq lists its product as uncharacterized. The coding region runs from base 1 to 1749 and encodes 582 amino acids. The transcript has 4 exons. Lineage: Eukaryota; Viridiplantae; Streptophyta; Magnoliopsida; Apiales; Apiaceae. The record is from RefSeq and is a predicted model, not a curated record.